Molecule: messenger RNA, 498 nt
Organism: Lathyrus sativus (Indian pea)
Lineage: Eukaryota; Viridiplantae; Streptophyta; Magnoliopsida; Fabales; Fabaceae
Source: the annotation of a GenBank genome assembly
AUGGAAAACCAAUCUUCAACAACCUCUUCAUCGAUGCAGUUUCUCAUCCUCGAACAAGUUCAAUUCUUGAAGGUAAACGACGAUUCUCUUCUUCAAUGGGAACUUGUCGAUGUCGUUGACACCGAAGAAGAAAUGGUUGAUGAUGUUGACGGGGAAUCUUUCAUUUCUUGGGCUGUUUCUUCUCCAAUCGGCGACUCAAUUGAAGGAAUAAACCACCGUCUUCUUCAUCUCGAUGAUGGGUUCAGUGAGGAACAGGUUAGGGUUAACCAUGAUGUUGUUGAUGAUGAUGAUGAUGAUGAAGACGACGACGAUGAUGAUGAUUUGGAUGAUGAGCUUGUUCCAUGGGAUAUAGGGAACAAAUUGGGAAGACAGAGAAUGAGGAAAUUGGGGAAAAGGGUUUCAUCAAAGAUGAACAAUUCGAAAAGGUCUCCAUAUCUUUUUGUGAGUCCUGGUUGUGUUCGUGGCAAACAUGGCAUGGGGCUUAAACACUGUUUCUAA